This is a messenger RNA of Anastrepha obliqua, 2008 nucleotides long. RefSeq names its product sodium-dependent nutrient amino acid transporter 1-like. The coding region runs from base 404 to 1990 and encodes 528 amino acids. Gene Ontology annotation, biological process: sodium ion transmembrane transport. Lineage: Eukaryota; Metazoa; Arthropoda; Insecta; Diptera; Tephritidae. The record is from RefSeq and is a predicted model, not a curated record. Gene Ontology annotation, cellular component: membrane. The transcript is spliced from 11 exons. Gene Ontology annotation, molecular function: L-amino acid transmembrane transporter activity.
AAUUUAUGAGAGAGUUAAUAUAGUAUACAAUACCAGAGAUUGAGCGAUCUUUGGCAUUUUUUGUUUUGCUUUGCUUGUGCUGAUGGGUUGAAGCUUUUUCUUUCAUAUUCAAAACUUCGAACAUAAGAAAAGGCGUGACACUUCAGCAAACAAAAAUUGUCAAAGAUUAAUUGUAUUUUGUGAUCACAAAACUUGGACUUCGUUAUACUAAAACAGAAAAGUUCUGAUUUAAAGUUUAAAUGAAAUUUUAAAAAAUUCUGUGCAGAGUUUGAAAUUUUGCGUUAUACGGUUUUUAUUGUAGUAUGAAUUAUUUUUUUAUAGAAAAAUAAUUGUGUGUUAUAAUAUUGCAUACAUAACUCGUCGUGUUCCGAAUCACCAAUGACGGUGAAAGCCAGUGUACUACAUGGAAGUGCUUUUGGGACAGUUUUGCAGCAAGAGUUCGGUAAAAAUAUGGGCUGCCUGUCCAGCGUUUUUAGGUGUGGGCAUCGGACAGGCAAUUGCGACAUUGGCGGUAUUAACAUACUACUCAGCUUUGUUAGCUCUUACCAUUUAUUACUUUAUUGGAUCGUUUCAAUCGCCUUUGCCAUGGGCAUUCUGCAGGGAGGAGUGGGGAACGAAUUGUGUAAAUUCCAGUGUUUUAAACAAUGAAGAUAACUACUCGGUUGACAGGUUGCAAAGCAGUUCUGAAUUAUAUUUCACUAAAACUGUACUAAGGGAAAUCGAGGAUAUAUCUGAUGGCAUUGGGACUCCUAGUUGGCGCCUCGUAUUAACUCUCUUGGCUUCUUGGAUAGUUGCCUAUUUUAUUAUAAUCAAAGGCGUCCGAAGUUUGGGAAAAGCUGCAUACUUCUUAGCGAUAUUCCCUUACGUAAUCCUCUUUACGUUGCUAAUAAGGGCAGUCACAUUGGAUGGAGCUGCAGAUGGUAUCAUCUAUUUUCUAAAACCUGAAUGGAAUAAACUGUUAGACAUGAAGGUGUGGAAGGAAGCUGUAGUUCAGUGUUUUUUUUCCUUGUCUGUUUGUUUUGGUCCAAUUGUCGCAUUUUCUUCGCAUAAUAAUUUUCGGUAUAAUGUUUAUCGAGAUGCUAUGAUUGUUACAACUUUGGACACUUUUACAUCUUUAUUGGCUGGAAUUACAAUUUUUGGAAUUUUAGGAAACUUGGCACUUAACUUAAAUGCUAACGAUAUCAGUGACGUUGUACGAAGUGGCACUGGAUUGGCAUUUAUUUCAUAUCCGGAUGCCAUCGCCAAGUUUCAAUUUGUGCCUCAGCUUUUUUCGGUAUUAUUCUUUUUCAUGCUAUUCGUCCUGGGAAUCGGAACCAUAGCAGCGCUACAAAGUGCAGUCAUUACAAUUCUUUGUGACCAGUUUAAAUUAAAAAAAUUUUGGUUGGUAUCUUUGAUCGUGGCAAUCAUAGGAUUUAGCGUUGGUAUAACGUAUGUGACCCCGGGUGGACAAUGGAUUCUAAAUCUUGUGGAUUAUUUUGCUGGAACUUUUAUAGUAUUUUCUCUUGCAGUUUUUGAAGUUAUCGGUAUGACUUGGUGUUAUGGUCUUCGCAACUUUUGUGAUGAUAUGGAGUUCAUGACCGGUCGUAAGGUAUCAAUUUACUGGCGUUUUUGCUGGGGUAUAAUAACUCCAUUAUUAUUGGCAGUGAUUUUUAUUUACUCACUUGUGAUCAUGGAACCAUUGACGUAUUCUACAUGGUCGUACCCAGUUUCCGUUGAGAUUAUUGGUUGGAUGUUGCUUGUCAUAGGAUUCCUCCAGUUCCCUUUAUGGGGCAUUUGGUAUUUAUACACACACAAACAAACUUCUUUUGGAAAGACAAUCAAAAAGGGUGUAUCACCAAGUGCAAAAUGGGGUCCAAUUGAUCCAAAAAUACACGCAGAAUGGCUGCAGCAUAAACAGUAUUUAAGGAACAUGCGAGACGAAGAGCGAAGAAAGAAAGGACUGAGCAAAUUUAAACAGAAUUUGUUUUACCUGAUUGGUAUAUCCAAUUAAAACUAAAAUGAUAUCAUA